Messenger RNA from Manihot esculenta (cassava), 865 nucleotides. RefSeq names its product universal stress protein PHOS34. Lineage: Eukaryota; Viridiplantae; Streptophyta; Magnoliopsida; Malpighiales; Euphorbiaceae. The coding region runs from base 128 to 613 and encodes 161 amino acids. The record is from RefSeq and is a predicted model, not a curated record. The transcript is spliced from 4 exons.
CCUUCUGUUAUCCUGCUUUAAAUUAUGCGCACUACGGCACUAAGCCAAGUCCAAGUCACAAUUAGUUCUGCUUCUUCGCUUCGUUGAAAGCAAUACAGCAAAAGACGUAAGCAUAGAGACAUCUUCAAUGGCAAACGCAGAGAAGCAAGUGGUAGUGGUUGCUGUCGAUGAUAGCGAGCAUAGCUUGUAUGCUUUGGGCUGGACGCUCGAUCAUCUUUUCGUUCCCUUUGGUUCUAAUUCUCCUUUCAAGCUUGUCGUUCUCCACGCCAAACCUUAUGCUGCCACUGCCGUCGGUCUUGCUGGAGCUGCUGCUGCUGAUAUUUUGCCGUCUGUGGAAUCGGACUUGAAGAGGAUAGCUGCUAGAGUUAUUGAGAAGGCUAGGGAAAUCUGCACCAGUAAAUCGGUGAAUGAUGUGUUGUAUGAAGUGGCAGAGGGUGAUGCAAGGAAUGUUCUCUGUGAAGCUGUAGAAAAACACCAUGCUUCAAUACUGGUUGUGGGUAGUCAUGGUUAUGGAGCUAUUAAAAGGGCAGUACUAGGUAGUGUGAGUGACUACUGUGCUCAUCAUGCUCACUGCAGCGUGAUGAUUGUGAAGAAGCCUAAGAUAAAGCACUGAGACGACUUACCUGCAUCUGAAUUAACAGCAAUAGGAACAAAUACUUCUAUGUAAUGAAAAUAAUGGUGCACUUGUCAAUGCCGGAUGCAUGUAGUUCAUAAUUGCUGCCCAUUAAGUGUAUGCAAGUGCCUGUGGCUGUGUGUACAACCACUGGCUAUUGCGCUUCAGACAUUCAAUUUAUAAAUUAUAUUGUCAUAUGUAAUAAUGAUUUAGCAAUUAUUUUCUUUAAAAUGUGUGUGUAUUUCAUUGUCA